AUGUUUGUGGCUUGUCUAUCAACCGAAAACAGCAAUUCAGAACCAAAAGAAGCCAGAAUAGAGGCCCCGUUAUUCCUGGGCUUCUCAACCGAUGAUAAGAUCGGAACUAUCCAACCCCAUAACGAUGCUUUGGUGGCCACACUAAGGAUAGAGGGGUACGAUGUGAAAAGAGUGUUGGUAGAUCAAAGAAGUAUUGUCAAGAUAAUGUAUCCUGACCUAUACAAGUGGCUGAAUUUGAAACCUGAGGACCUAACAGCUUAUGAUUCCCCAAUAGUGAGUUUCGAGGGGAAAACAGUUACUCCAAGAGGUCAGAUUGGACUGCCCAUACAGAUCGGUUUGGAUGUGAUGAAAGUGGACUUCAUUGUGGUGGAUGUUUAUUCACCUUAUAUGGCUAUUGUGGCUAGGCCUUGGUUUCAUGCCUUAGAAGCUGUUUCUUCUACCCUUUACCAGAAGGUGAAAUAUCCGUCCAACGACCAAGUUAAAGAGAUAGUAGGGAAUCAAUCCAUGGCUAGACAGUGCAUAGUGGCUGCCAUCUUACAUAGGCUCAAUACAGAGUCCUCGGCCUCUACUGAAAGGAACUUAUAG
Quercus lobata is the source of this 585-nucleotide messenger RNA. RefSeq lists its product as uncharacterized. The transcript has a single exon. The coding region runs from base 1 to 585 and encodes 194 amino acids. Lineage: Eukaryota; Viridiplantae; Streptophyta; Magnoliopsida; Fagales; Fagaceae. The record is from RefSeq and is a predicted model, not a curated record.